Messenger RNA from Bactrocera tryoni, 5234 nucleotides. RefSeq names its product focal adhesion kinase 1 (gene Fak). Gene Ontology annotation, cellular component: focal adhesion; cytoskeleton. Gene Ontology annotation, biological process: signal complex assembly; protein phosphorylation. Lineage: Eukaryota; Metazoa; Arthropoda; Insecta; Diptera; Tephritidae. The transcript is spliced from 17 exons. The coding region runs from base 260 to 5137 and encodes 1625 amino acids. Gene Ontology annotation, molecular function: ATP binding; protein tyrosine kinase activity. The record is from RefSeq and is a predicted model, not a curated record.
CAAAUGUAUUGAGUUAAAGCAUAAAAGUUGUAAUUUUACUUAUAAAAAGUUUUAUUAUUCCUUAAUAUUGUGCCGGACAGUGUUUGAGUGACAAUAUUAAUAAACAAUUCAUAUAAUGCGGCAUUUAGUUUGGAAACUCUAUAUAAGCUGGUGAAAUCGAAGAGGAAAUCCGACGUUCAUAUAUAUAAUGGACACAUGUUGUAUUAGAUUGCUUUGAAAACAUCAAACGAGGAGGGAAACCUAACUACUAUAUACUCUAAUGUCGAAAUUACAAGCUACUAUCGGUUUUGGGACUCAACUAGCACCAAUUCCACAAAAUGAAGGACAAAUUGAUGAAUGUGUUUUGCAUUUGCACAUGCCUAACAAGGGUAUGCGGCCAAUUAAUGUUAACGAGGCAAAUGACACUGUACUUCAUGUUAUUGAACGUGCUGUGCGUAGCUUGGUACCGGGUCAUAUGCCGAAUCCCCAUUUCUAUGCACUACGUUUGAAUAAUGUAGUAACUAAAGAAAUAUUAUGGAUGACGAGAUCAACAGGCAUGAAUCAGGUUAUGAAAUAUAUUUGGUACCCGAUCUGCCCGAAUUUCGAAUGUUCCAACUAUGAUAAUACAAAUAUCAAAAGUAGCAACAGGAGUUCGGUCAAUAGUGUUUGGCGGGCUGAGCUGCGAAUACGUUACAUUCCAAAUAGUUUGGCGGAGUUUUAUGAGCAAGACAAAACCAGCUGUUUAUAUUAUUUUGAUCAGGCUAAACAAGAUUAUGUUUUGUCUGAUCCAACAAUCGAUGUCGAUACGGCGAUACAAUUGUGCUGUUUAGGUAUCCGACAUUAUCUUAAGAAUACGGUAAUUAAAGCGCCAGAUAAAAAACACCAUAUUGAUUAUGUUGAGAAGGAAAUCGGUUUAAAUUCUUUUCUUCCAAAAUCUGUGAUAAGUUCAGUAAAGCCAAAGAACUUGAAAAAGUUAAUUCAAGCUGGAUAUAAGAAGGUGUAUAAUUUAACGGACAUUGAAUAUAUAACCAAGUUUUUCGAUCUUCUCCAAACAUGUAAAAUUAAUGGAAACGAAAAAUUUUCAGUAACAUUAAGCUCAGCAUGGAAUAUAUCGGGAUUCUUGUACAUCGGUUCACAAAUUGGCAUUUCCUAUCAAACACAUCCACAAGCUGACCUGACAAGCGUCGCAACCUUCAAAGACAUUAUCAAAAUUGUAACACUUGCUAUACCCAGGGAUAGUGUAAAUAACCAAUCUAAAAAGCCAAUUGCUAACUCGGCCUCUACAGAUGAUAAAUAUAAUCCUUGUAAAUGCUGGGAGGUCAAAACUCAAUUGCGAAUUACGACAAGGAGCAAUGAUGAAGACUUAGUAAUCACCUGUGAUGGCAUAAAUACUGCAGAGAGCAUUGCUGAUCUUAUUGAUGGAUAUUGUUGCUUAAUUCAAGGCAGUAGCUAUGUUUCCAAAUGGGAACGUAACGAUGUAAAUACUUUAAAUAGUAUAAAUAAUGGCUUGAAUGCAUCAGCCACAGGUUCAAAGGGCAAUCAAAAUAAUGGCUUAGACAAGGAAAAGCAAAAUGAGGAGGAUCAAACUGAUGGUGGUGGUGCAACAAUUCAAACCAGCACAAAACCAAAGCCUACCUUAACCGAAGACUACGCUGAAAUCGGUUUAAUCGAUGAUGAGGGCGACUAUUCUACGCCUACUGCUCGAAAUUAUGAAUUAGAAAGAUCUCAAAUAAAUCUGAAUGAAAAAAUAGGCGUUGGCCAAUUCGGUGAUGUUCAUAUAGGCACAUAUUUUCCGAAAGCUAAGAAAAAUACCAAAUCGAAUGCAUUGAAUACUAUGGAAAUAAAAUCUUCGGUAAUUCAAGUUGCAGUGAAAACGUGCAAAGCAAGUGAUGACCCUCAAAAAAUGGAGCAAUUUUUAGAAGAAGCAUAUAUUAUGCAAAAAUUCGAUCAUCCCCAUAUAAUUCGUUUAAUUGGUAUAUGCAGUGAAUCGCCGAUUUGGAUUGUUAUGGAAUUAGCACGUCACGGGGAACUUAGGGCGUAUUUAAAAGCCAACAGUAAGAAACUUAAGCGUGGUACGCUGCUCCUCUACUGCUACCAGUUGUCGACAGCCCUAAGCUAUUUGGAAUCCAAGAAGUUCGUACAUAGAGAUAUUGCGGCACGAAAUGUGUUAGUCAGUUCGCCAACUUGUAUAAAGCUUGCUGAUUUCGGUCUCUCGCGUUGGGUGUCGGAUCAAUCGUAUUAUCAUUCGAGCAUGUGUAUAUUGCCCAUUAAGUGGAUGGCGCCCGAGUCCAUCAAUUUUCGAAGAUUCACCAACGCUAGUGAUGUCUGGAUGUUUGGCGUUUGCGCUUGGGAAAUACUGAUGUUGGGAGUAAAGCCGUUUCAAGGUAUCAAAAACAGUGACGUUAUAACGAAAUUGGAAAACGGUGAACGUUUGCCGCUGCCAAAAGAUUGUCCGCCACGCUUGUACUCACUCAUGUCACAAUGUUGGGCUCAUGAGCCAUCCAAACGACCCACGUUCCAGCGUAUCAAAGAAACUCUUUAUGAAAUUUUAGUGGAUGAGAAAAUUAGCGAUUCGGAGACAAUGAGGCGUGAGAACAGACGUGUGGCGGCCAUGUCAUGGAGUGGUUGCGAAGGCGAAGUACCACCAGUUAAACCGACUAGAACACCCUUCGAAGGGGAUUCCGCGUUGCAGUCAUCCAUAGUGAGCGAAAAAAAUCCAUUAAGCCCACAAACAUACAUUAUAGCACAAAAUCCCGAAGUAUUGGCCAGAUUAAUGAUGGAAAACGAGAAUCGCAGCAUUAAUCCAGCAGCUUAUACAACACCAGCAUCGGUAUUUAAUACAUUAGCUGUAGAAAUUGAUGAAACCAAAACAACAAAAGUCCCAAAUAGUUCAGAUGUACCAUUGAAAAUGACCAAAUUGCCAGCAUCUGAAUUGUUUAAAUUGGAUCCCAUAGCGGAUGAGCAAAAUGUUUCGACAUUAACACGUUUAGGUGGCACACAAAAACAAACUGCUUCGCUUAAGUCCACAACAAUUACCAAUGAAACACAACCCCUGUCUCUGCCCUUACAUUGUAGUUGUCUAGAUAAAACCAAGCAUUCCACGAAUUGCGUCUAUCUAAAUGCUAGUAAUGCAGUAGAUCCUAGCACUACGUUGUACUUGAAAAACUCACGCGCAGAAGUUCAAAAUAAUUUUUGCACAAUUCCAACUAAUUUGCCCUGUCAGAAACCGCAAAUGCAAAAUAAUUUUGUUUUAUAUAAUCCACAAGCAAAUAUUUACGAUUUCCACCGUAUGCCAGUGGAUCCCAAGAUUACUAAAUCCGACUUAUUGCGUAGAUGCAAUCCGCAUUCUUAUGGCAGUCUGGAGCGUAAUCAUGAUACAUACAUAAUAGGUUCGGUUAAGCCGAUGCCAUCCAAAGGUGGUAGUUUGGAGCGCAAUCAAUCGAUUUCUAUUUCCAAUAACUUCAUGCGUGAUUGGGUACAUCGUAGUAGUAGUUUAGAAAGAGCAACAACAUUAGACGCAUAUGCCGGCAAUCAAACAGCAAAAACAAAUUUAUCAAAUAGCUUAGAACGUAAUAUUUCUUAUCGUACAUAUCGCAAUCAAAUGAAAAGCUCAAUGGAAGCGGAACCAUUACAAGAAGAAAUUUACGAUUUCGGUGGUAGUAAUGUAAAAUCGUGUGCUACCAGCUCACUAAACCGUAAUCGCACAGCUGACAUAAUUCCACGCAUGCAAUCACAACGCGACUUAAGUGGUAAUUGCAAAUCUCAAGCCAUUGCCGAACCAUUCGAUCCAAAAGUUUCACCUAACUCAACAUAUACGCCAAUGGCACCAGGCGGGAAAUCUUUUACAACUAGCUAUGGCAUAGGAAAGGACUUUAAUAUGCAUACCAUGCAACAAUAUCCUUAUCCAAUUAAUGAAAAUUGCGAGUUAGAAGCUUCCAAUUAUACAGAUAACAUAAAUUUAGUGCAGCAAAGCGCAAUAUUGGCAGGUCAGGAUGGCGUGCAUAUUGCUGAGUGUCCACUUGGCGCACAGAAGAAGCGUCUGAGCCUUGCAACAUCAAAUUCGGAUAUAAAUGCUAUGGGUUAUUUCAAUUCCCAUCAUGGACCAUCAAGUUUACCCGAGUGUUCACCAAGUAUUAGUAAUUCCUUAGGAGCUUCACGCCCGCACACCCCCGACUGCAAACUUGACACCUUAAAGAAUAGUACAUCCUCAAUAGAGAACUCGUCAAGUAGUAAUUUUAUUGAUACCCCAAGUGAUUCAAGGCCAAAUAAUGAUGUAGCAACUGCCAAACAAACCGUUAAUAGUAGUGGCAAUAAGCCAACGUUGGCGAUUGAUCGUAGCAAUGACGAAGUGUAUAGUGCUACUAAAAAUGUGGUUAAGGCGAUAAUGACACUUUCGCAAGAUGUGGAAAAAUCAAAUGCCAAUAACUAUUUGUAUUUAGUACGAAAUGUUGGAAUUGAAUUGCGUGCCUUGCUGGCAUCCGUGGAUCGACUGUCCAGGGUUUUUCCCACGCAAGCGCUUAGAGAGGUUGAAAUGGCACACAAAGUGUUGUCAAAGGAUAUGCAAGAUUUGGUGGCAACAAUGCGUUUAGCACAGCAGUACAGUGACACAACGCUCGAUAGUGAAUACAGACGAAAUAUGUUGUCAUCCGCGCAUGUCCUGGCUAUGGAUGCAAAAAACCUAUUUGAUGUAGUGGAUUCUAUACGUAGACGACAUGGUAUCUCCUCAACACCACCAGCACCAUUACAGGAAAGGGCUCGUUCCAAUCCAUUGUCCUCAACAUCGAGUGAUCCGUCGGCGUUCAUGGUUAAGACGUCUAGUGGACAUACCAUAACGCCGAAUGAGGAGACAGCUGUAACGCUAACCGAAGAUGGUUACCAAGUAAUGUCUAAUAGUAAAUAUCAAAAUUACAACAAUUUAGUAACUGAAAAAGACAAAAUUGAUGGGGAAUUGACGCAACAGCAAUUACCAAAUAUUGGCAAUUUACAUGUGACAACCCAUCUAAAUAACGAAGGGGUUGGCAGACGUUCUAACCUCGCAUUUGAGCAUAUUAUGCAUAAUACGAAUGAACAACUACAAAUUGUAGAACAUACAGACAGUUCGGAAUUCGAUCAUUUAUAUUCGAACACUAAUAUUGCUUCACAAAAAAGGUGCAACUAAUUAAUGUGUUAAAACGCUAGCCGAAUAAAUAUUUAUAGUCAAAACUAAAAAGUACUUUACAUACUCGUACAUAAAUACAUAUUUAUACAUAUAUAAG